This is a messenger RNA of Vigna radiata var. radiata (mung bean), 1340 nucleotides long. RefSeq names its product GTP-binding protein At2g22870. NCBI's taxonomy places the organism in Eukaryota, Viridiplantae, Streptophyta, Magnoliopsida, Fabales, Fabaceae. The record is from RefSeq and is a predicted model, not a curated record. Bases 11 to 862 code for a protein of 283 amino acids. The transcript has 4 exons. Gene Ontology annotation, molecular function: GTP binding.
GAGAAGUGGAAUGUUGAGGUUCUUCUCACCUUCUAUCUCUCAUACUCUCUCUUUCUCUUCUUCUUCUUCUUCCCUCUCCAUUCGCAGUCCUCCAAAACCCUCUCUCCGAAACCCUCUUUCCCGUUCAAUUUCAACCCACGCUUCCUUCGAAACGCAGCUAUUCAUUCCUCCGGGCAUAUUACCCGACGAGGUUGACGACUCCGCCGUCCUACCGGGCUCCAACAUCGCCGUCGGACCCUACGCCGGCGACUCUCGGAUCAAGGACGUUGAGUUCGUCAAGAGCAGCAGUCGCGCCAAGGAUUGCCCCAGAGAUGACCGACCCGAAUUCGCCGUUCUCGGUCGAUCCAACGUCGGCAAGUCCUCCCUCAUCAAUUCCCUCGUUCGCAAGAGAGAAAUUGCACUCACUUCUAAGAAACCAGGGAAGACGCAGCUCAUUAAUCACUUCUUGGUGAACAAAAGCUGGUACCUUGUCGACUUGCCUGGUUAUGGCUUUGCUAAAGCAUCUGAAACUGCUAAAACGGAUUGGUCCUCAUUCACAAAAGGGUACUUUUUGAACAGAAAUACUCUGGUGGCUGUUUUGCUUCUUAUUGAUGCCAGUGUUCCGCCUCAAAAGAUUGAUUUGGACUGUGCAAAUUGGCUUGGACGCAAUAAUAUACCGAUCACUUUUGUGUUCACGAAAUGUGACAAAAUGAAAGUGGCAAAAGGGAAACGGCCUGAUGAGAACAUAAGGGAUUUUCAAGAGUUAAUCAAACAAAACUAUAAGCAACAUCCCCCAUGGAUUAUGACCAGCAGUGUCACUGGACUGGGUAGAGAUGAGCUCCUCUUGCAUAUGUCUCAGCUGAGAAACUACUGGGAUCAGUAGGAGGAAAGGUCAAAAUUAAGAAGUGACUUUCUGCAAGAAAACAGGCCUUCAGAAGCAAAAUUGAAACUGCAAAAGAGGCAACUAUAAAGAAGAAUUAUAUGAAAAAGCAGUGGGUUGGGUUGUUUCUAGUAAUAUUUCAGUUGGAUCUUUGUUCUUCUUGAGCUGCAACCAGAUAUAUAACUUGCAUCAGAAUCAAGUUUGAGUGUUUCUGGAUACUGAAUUUCCAUAUACGGACGCUGAGUAUUUGGGUUAAUGGGGUCAGGCUUUGUGCAAAAGGGGGACCGUUUUUAUAACAGCACAGGAAAUGUUGUAUGCUUUCAACUGGGAUAUGGUUGUAGUUGCCUGAAUACAUGUUUUGGCAUACUAUUGGUUUUGCUUUCAUUCAAAAUUUUUAGAAGCAAAUAUGCACCUUUUGCAACAUGUAAACAUUAUGGAAGCUUUGAUUAUAUUGAGGCUGAGAUAGAUAGUGCUACUGCAA